AUGGCAGAUGCACUCACUCCCAUCACGUCCAGAUGUCGGUUCGGGCGGACAAUGCGAGACACCCAUUUCAUGCUCGCACCUACUUACACACCUCUGAACCACGGCUCCUUUGGUACCUACCCUAAGCCCGUACAAAAGCGCUUGCACGAAUGCCAGACAUUGUCCGAAGCACGGCCCGACAACUUCCAACGCUAUGACUAUCCCGUAAUGCUGGACAGAUCUCGUGCCGCUAUGGCUUCGUUCUUGAAUGUUCCAGUUGAUGAAGUAGUAUUCGUGCCGAAUGCCACUACAGCCAUUAACGUUGUCUUGGAGAAUCUGAGAUUCAAGAAGGGAGAAGUAAUUCUGCAUCUGAGUACUUUGUAUGGGUCUGUGGCGAAGAUGAUAGAGUACAUUCACGAAACCAGAGGUGUGGAAAGCGUCAAUGUCGCGGUGGAAUAUCCGAUUGAUGACGAUGUAUUGGUUUCAAGGUUCCAAACGGCAAUCAACGACGUCAAGGAUGGCAAGAGACGGAGAGUGGGGGUCGCCAUCUUCGAUACCAUCUCAAGCCUCCCGGGCGUCAGAGUCCCUUGGGAGCGAUUGGUGGAGGUGUGUCGGGAGGAGAACGUACUGAGUUUGGUUGACGGUGCUCAUGGGGUUGGCCAAAUAGAUCUCGGGUUGUCGAAGGUGCAACCCGACUUCUUUACCAGCAACUGCCACAAAUGGCUAUACGUACCCAGAGCAUGUGCCGUCUUCCACGUCCCCAGAAGAAACCAACAUUUGAUCCGCACAUCUCUACCAACUUCUCAUGGCUUUGUGCCUAGGCCGCGAGGACCAGGCCACGAGAUUAUGAACCCCCUCAUGAAGGAUUCCUCUAGUACAAGCCCGUUUGCCUUGCUCUUUGAGUUUGUGGCGACACUAGACGUUAGUCCCUACCUCUGCAUAGAAGAAGCUUUGCGCUUCAGGCGCGAAGUCUGCGGUGGAGAGGAAAAGAUUAUGAGGUAUUGCGAGGAGAUAUCAAGUGAAGCUGGAAGACAAGCUGCCGAGAUCCUCGGAACAGGUGUCAUGGAGAACGGGACGAAAAUGCUAACGAAAUGCGCUUUCACGAACGUGCGAUUACCAUUGGAGAUCGGAGAUGGGCCGGAGCAGAUACCAGAGAAGGACAUGUAUCUAGUCGCCGUCUGGAUGACGGCGAUGCUUGUGAGGGAGUCGGAUAUUUACUCGCCAGUGUUCUUCCAUGCGAGAAGGUUUUGGACCAGGCUCAGUGGGCAGGUCUACCUUGACCUGGGUGAUUUUGAGAAGGGAGCCAGGGCUCUGAAGACACUUUGUGACCGUGCCAAGAGCGGGGAAUACUUGCAGCAAAAGGCGAGACUCUGA
Messenger RNA from Letharia columbiana, 1353 nucleotides. RefSeq lists its product as uncharacterized. The record is from RefSeq and is a predicted model, not a curated record. NCBI's taxonomy places the organism in Eukaryota, Fungi, Ascomycota, Lecanoromycetes, Lecanorales, Parmeliaceae. Bases 1 to 1353 code for a protein of 450 amino acids. The transcript has 2 exons.